This is a messenger RNA of Rhopalosiphum padi (bird cherry-oat aphid), 4049 nucleotides long. RefSeq lists its product as uncharacterized. NCBI's taxonomy places the organism in Eukaryota, Metazoa, Arthropoda, Insecta, Hemiptera, Aphididae. Gene Ontology annotation, biological process: peptidyl-glutamate ADP-deribosylation. The coding region runs from base 1912 to 3153 and encodes 413 amino acids. The transcript has 9 exons. Gene Ontology annotation, molecular function: nucleic acid binding; zinc ion binding. The record is from RefSeq and is a predicted model, not a curated record.
UUAUAAUUGAUAAUAAUAAUAAAAUAAAUAGAGUAAUCAGAUGAAAAAAAAACAAUUUUUAUAGAAGGACCUAUGGAUAUAUGUGUAAAGCGAGUAGAAUAGUAUACGCAUUGAGCAAUUAACGACAGAGAAGGAGCUAAGUUUUAAAAUGUACUUUUUUUAAAAUUUUUAUAACUGGUCACCAUAACUAUACACUAAAAAGUUUAAAGCGCAAUAAUUGGAACACAUAAAAGGUAGGAAAAAAUCGUUUACCUGUACCUAGGUUGCAAUCGACCUAAUUUAGUCCCAAUGAGUGGCGGCUCGUGUGUAUAUGCACAACUGCACAUACACUACCUACCCAAACUCAAGAAAAAUUAAAAACAUAAAUCAUAAUAAUACAACUAAGUACCUGUAAUGUAAUUAAGAUUAUUUUUCAAAAUAUAAAAAAUUAAUUUAGAAUAUUAUGAAAAUUAUAUGAUAUUUGGAUUGGGUUAUUUCGACUGCCAAACAGCUGUCUGGUUGUCCGCGACGGAACGGUAUCGGCGUGUAUGAUUAUAGUGGAGCAGUUGUGCACAGAAUCGUUGUGUACAUUUGUACAGCGUAAAAAAUAAAAAUUAAAGUAAGUCGAAUUACAAAACCCACGUUAUAAUGGAUAUGGAAUUGGUGUGCACAUAUGUUUGUGUGCACGUCAUAACCAAUUAAAUUGUUUUCAGCGAAUUAUUUUCGACGUCGCCGGGUUUUUGCGCAUCGGCAUUAUUAUUAUGUUAUUAUAGUUUAUUUUUACUCUUAUUCGUUUGUUAUAUUCCGAUAAUCAGCUAAUAUAUUAGCUAGUCGAUCAUUAUCGGAAAUUCAAAACAUUAAUCGUGUUUUUGUUUUUUAUCGACGACCGACAUUAACGUAUAUUAAUAUAAUAUUAUUAUUCGUGUAUUAUUAUUAUUACUUGUAAAAAUAUAAACAAAAGAAAAGGUAAUUGGUAAAUAACUAAAACUUGUAAACAAUUAUUUAAUACAAUUUAUAAUAUAAAUAUACAUAGGUUAGGUUACAUAUAUAUUUAUAUUAUAUUGGUUAUAUUUUUUUUGGAUGUGCACUACUUCAUUAAAAACCCACGAGCCACUGGUCCUAAUACUAUAAUAUACCUAAUUAUUGAUUCCGCGGUUGGAAAAUCAUAAAUAUACUGAUUAAGUCCGAAGAUUUUUUAGAGAAAAAUAUAAAACCAACCAUAAUUUACGUAUGUGGAGACGACUACGCGAUAUAUCAUUUUACACAAUGUUUAUUACCUACAUUUUUACAGUUAUAAAAAAUGUAAUUUUAUCAUCACUUAUAUAUUGAUUUAAUUAUACACAAGUAACAUUUAAAUUAUUCGUAUUAUAUCAUAGCCAUACAUUAUUAUAUAAUAAAAUAUUUAAAAGUAUAAAAAUGAAAAGGGAGAUGUUUUUUUAAACAUUAACGUGACUUAGUAUUAAAACAGACUCAAUUAAUAUUGACUACGUUAUACGUUAUAUCUAGCCCUUUAUUUAUUAAUAUUAGUCUAUGAUAAACCUUAAAACAACCCGGGACCUAAUUCAUCAUAAAAUACAGUAAAACAUAGUAUAUAUAAAAUACAACAUACAUUUUUUAAUUUAAUUUUUUCCGCUGUUGUAGAAUGGUUCAAAAUUAAGUUGGAAAAAAAUCAGGACUUCUUGUUUAUAGUAAAUAACUAUUAGUUAUUAAUUAUAGACAUACAAGAAUAGAUCGAAAAGGCGAAGAAAACAAAUACCUACGUCCUACAUACGUUUUUCAGAUUUAAAGAAAACAAAAUUAUUCUGAUCGAGUAUAUCUAAUAAAAUAAGUAUGGCUGAAAUAGUUUUGUCGCCAAACACUAUUUUUAAUCAAAUAGCGACCACGUCUUCGGGAGCUUUCACCGUGGAGCAUUGCGUGUCGGAAGACUUUUAGAUGAGUAGGGGCAUUGCAGUGUUAUUUAAACUGAAAUAUGGAAAUAUCGGUACUUUAUUGGAUCAAAAGGUCCGAGUAGGUGGUAUAGCAGAACUUAAAGUUAACCAGGGAAAAGACAUUUAUGUUUUUUACCUGGUGACUAAAGUUCUCUACCACCACAAACCAGCACAGCAGUGUUUGGCCAAUGCAUUAAUCCAGUUACGGGAUAGGUUAGCAGAUUUAUGUAUAAAUUUGCUAAUUAUCCCGAAACUGGGUUGUGCUUUGGAUGGGCUGAAUUGGUACGAGGUUCGUGGAAUGUUACAUUCCACGUUCGUCGAUAGAAAUAUACAAAUUAUCGUAUGUGGUCCCGAAAACUUACAGAUAACACGUCAUGUGAUUGCCACAUGUGUGGAAAAAAAUAUUGAAUUUUUGGAGUGCGGUGGUCCGGAAACAGUAAAAAUAUUACCAAUAGAAUUGUCAAACGCAAGCGAAAAUGCAAUAUUCACAAAAUGCUUGAACCAUUUUCAAUUAUCGCCAAGCUUAAUAGAUAACGGGAAGUGGGCGUCUGUUGCCAAAGGACAAGUGGUCCGUGGCAACAGCAAUUUCAUAAUUUGGCCGUAUCUUAACGAAGAUGUUAAUUUUUUCCAGACUUUGGAAACCCAAAUUGAUGAAACGAGGGUGAUGGUCCCGAAUUUAUCAGUUUGGUCAUUUCCAAAGUCAGAAAUAAUUUUCUACCCCCAAUUCAUUGCCCUCGUUAAAUCGAAGUUGGCCGAUAAUGAUCUGCGGUAUAACAUAGUGGUGUGCGACCCAAAUAUGCCCGCGCAAGCUAUGCCAUUUACAGGCAAGUGGCCCCGUGGCAGUGCCACUCGUCGUCAUAAUAAUAACUCACCACUUGCCACAAACGCUGUGGCAUUUCAUCGUGGCAAUAACCGUAUUUAUGGUGGUCGUCUGAGGGGACACGGCGGACGUGGAUACGGGGAACGCGGUGGACAUGGUGGACACACUUCCACACCGUCCACGACCAUUUAUUCAGAGGCGCUCAGGUCCAUUGUAUCAGUUGUUGAAAUGGCUACAAAUACAAUGAGGGACCAGCCAUCCAAUAUACAAAUGGCAAAUAAUUUUCCGGAACGCGGACGAGCACGAGGACGCAGACGAGCACGGGGACGGCCUCCAUUAACAUGCCAUGUAUGUCGGGCGUUUGGCCAUUUGCGGCGGGAUUGUCCUAAAAAAUGCACGGUGGGAUACCAUUUGUCCCACUUCUAAAAUCACAUUUCCAGCACGGUGGUACGAAAAAUAACCCACCUAGUGAAAUAUUUUUUUCCCAAUUACUUGUAUUUAUUUUUUUGCAAUAAGUGAUGUAAAUAGUUUUAGAUAGAUGAAAAAUCUACAUCGAUUGUUAAGUGGCGCGACAAAAGAAUAGUAAGUUUGUUGUCAAAUUUUCAUAAUCCGACGGAGACUACGCAAGUUCAAAGAAGAUCCAAAGAUGGUUCAAUUACAAUGGUAUCAUGUCCUGUAGUAUUAAGUGAAUAUAAUAAACAUACGAACUGCGUUGAUAAAUUCGACCAGAAUAAGAAAUCCUAUCAAAUAGAUCGAAAAGCUAAAAAAUGGUGGCAUAGACUUUUUUUUCAUUUUAUUGAUGCGGCAGUAGUUAACUCUUACGUCUUAUACAAAAUAAAAUCAGGUAUAAAUAUAACAAUGAAAGAUUUUCGUCGUGAAAUUUCUAACGAUUUCGUUUCAAAAACAUUGGUUGAAAAACGAUCUGUUCAAACCGUUUCCAAAAUACAAACAGCAGUACCUGUUAAAAAACAUAAGCCACAUGUAAGUUCUAUGAUUAGGUUCGAACAGGCUGCUCAUCAACCUAAAAGAGGAACAAGAAGAAGAUGUGCUAAGUGCAGUACUAAGCAAAAUGAAAUCCGAACGGAAUGGAUUUGUUCAGUAUGCGAUGUUCCUUUGUGUUUGACAAAACAAAAAAAUUGUUUUGCACUUUAUCAUAGUUCAUUAUAAUUUUAAUUGUCUUUUAACUUUUAUAUUAAGUUAUUAAUGUUAUUUUAAUUUCACAGUAUAAUAGUAUACCUAAAAGUGUAGUAUAACUAAUAUGUGUAAUGUUGUUUUUUUAAUAAUAUGUCCAUUCAGUAUUAUUUGUAAUAUUAAUAUAAGGA